Messenger RNA from Sporothrix brasiliensis 5110, 324 nucleotides. RefSeq names its product rpel repeat protein. The coding region runs from base 1 to 324 and encodes 107 amino acids. The transcript has 2 exons. The record is from RefSeq and is a predicted model, not a curated record. Lineage: Eukaryota; Fungi; Ascomycota; Sordariomycetes; Ophiostomatales; Ophiostomataceae.
AUGGCUGAACAGAGCUCUUCUGCCGCCGUGGACCAGACCCCCAUCUCGCCGGUGCGCCCUACUAAUGCUGUGCGACGCGACUCUCUAGAGCAGCACCUGCAGAACCGGCCCAACCGUGAGGAGCUUGUGCAGAGCCUGCAGGCCCAUCAGAAGCAGCUCGAGAAAAGCAUGCGCGCAGAUUCUCUCAACGACAAAAUCUCGCACCGGCCGUCGCCCGAGGAGCUGAUCAAGAAGGGCGUGCUCGACGAGGAUCCGCGGUCGGCUGAGGAGAGGUACGAGGAGGCCAUUGAAGAGGAAUAUGCUAAGCGGGAGGGUGGUGCUUGA